AUGUGGUAUCUCAUGGAAGGUGUUCAAAGAUCAUACACGUUAUCCCAGAGGCUCAUGUAUGCCAUCGGUGUGGUAACUCCGUGUGCCACAAUAGAUGGGGAACGCGAAGACAUUGAAGACCUCCUUCGACAGGGGGCGGACGUGAACCGCCCCUACGGAACCUUUCUCCCAAUUCAUUGUGCGUGUAUGAUGGCAAAAGCCGAUAUCGUUUCUACACUACUACGGUGGGGAGCUGACGUGAACCAGCUCGACGGAUUCCACAGAGCGCCAUUGCACCACGCGGUCGAGAAAAGCGCGCAAUGCGUAAAGCUCCUGCUUCUGGCGGGUGCGAAGACUGAAAUGCAGGAUCUAAACGAGAAUACCCCGCUCCAUUGGGCGGCCUUUCGGAACAGGGCUGAAUGCUGCAGAUUGCUCCUGCAGUGUAGAGCGAAUGUCAAUGCCCGGGAUGUCAACAAUGACACGCCCUUGAACUGGGCCGCAAUGAAAGGGAAUUUCGAGAGCGUCCGAGUUUUGCUCGAAUACAAUGCACUGCCAGAUAUCAUCUCACAUGCUAGAAUGUUGCCGAUCACCAGAUUAGCCAUUCUUCUGGCAGCCGGCUUGUAUACACCCGAGGAUGAAACAUGCUUCGACUAUGUGAUGAGGGCAAUGGGUCAUGUCGAGGUUCGAAGUACACGGAGGGAUAAGCCCGGAGUCAUGCAAUUGCCCAAUCUCCUCGCCAGAGACGUGAAACUUUCGGCGAGACUGAGCGAUAUCUGUUCGAACGCGCGUUCUCUCCAAAAUCUUUCGCGUUUCGCGAUACGCAAAUCUCUAGGAUCUUCCCACUUGCCAAGCGCGGUCGAGCGUUUGAUACUUCCACGAACUUUGAAAGACUUUGUGCUUCUGAAAUACUGAAAAAUUGUCGAGACCAGUAUUCCUCAGAUCUCUUGGGGGAAAGGGACGCGCGUCAAGAGAGUCUGUCCAGACAUCGGGAAUUCCCGAGGAAUGCGGAAUCUCCUUCUCGCUCUUUUUCGCAGCCCAUGUCUGGCAUGCUAUCGAUCGUGAGUCUCGGUGGAUCACUGAUUCGUCGGGUUCUCCCGGUAUGCGUGUGACAUCAGCAGCUAUAGCUUUACCGAGACCUACUGCGUUUUACAGGAAUUUGUAUUUUGCCUCGAGGAGAUUCUUGGGAAAAUGUAGACUGAGCGAUCGCAGGAGGCAGCGAAUAUGGGUUACCAUUUAAUUCAUGAGCUCUCCGAAAAAAAGAUCAGAGACAUGAGCGCUACCGGUAGAAAUAGACAGGACGAGACGAGGUUCAAUUACGGAUCAACCUCAUCGGAAGAUCCCGUCUUGAACACUGUCCUGUGUGUCUGUAUGUAUAUAUAUUUAGAUCGAUUCGGGUGGGUUUUCCGAAUUCUUGUGCAAUAUACAUCGUCGUGAACCUUUGUAUUUUACGGGAUCAAUCGGAUCCUCGUACCGGCGAGGUACCGGCUGCUUGAUAGGCCGAUUGUGAAGGUGGAAGACACUUCAUCCAUUUCGAGUUGUGAACUGUGAACUAUAUACUUAAUAAAAAAACGUGUCGCGGAGUUCUGCGACACUAUUUA
Molecule: messenger RNA, 1577 nt
Organism: Galendromus occidentalis (western predatory mite)
Lineage: Eukaryota; Metazoa; Arthropoda; Arachnida; Mesostigmata; Phytoseiidae
Product: ankyrin repeat and SOCS box protein 8
Exons: 5
Coding region: 1-891 (296 amino acids)
Biological process (GO): intracellular signal transduction
Molecular function (GO): protein binding
Source: RefSeq, a predicted model, not a curated record